AUGGCUUCAGUUGCAACACCUAUACUGGAAAUUACCAAUUACGAAAGUUUUCCACAAGAACGCCAUAUUGAAAGCAUCACAAAUGAUGAGAAUCGGUAUGUGGCUAUACCCAGGACACAUUUACCAACGAUCAACGCAACACUCGACCGGUCUUUCAAGUCCUCGGACGUAGCAUGCAUAGCAUGGGCUCUUGCUGUGCGAUGCUACACGUGCGAUUCGGUGACAUUCGCGUUGGAGGAUUGCCACCUCAAACGCCUCAUUUCUGUGUAUUCCUCCGAAUUUCAGACCGUGAAAAGUGUCCAUGAUGCCAUCCGAGCACAAUUAGCGAAAUCGGACUCUAGUUCCAAAAAUCUUGAUGUUGAAGAAAACUCUAGCCAAUUGUUUAGAAGUCGUCUGAUAGAUCACGGCGAAUUGAAAAAGCGUUCCAUGCUGGAUAGAGAUUCCCUGGAACACGUAUCAGAGUAUGAUAUUACAGUGCAUGUUAGUCAUGUCGCCAAUGAGCUCGAAAUUGUGCUUGCAUACAAACCAUCUGCCGAGGAUUUAGCUAUGAGCACUGCGGAUACAUUGUGUCAAACACUAGAUAUGGUGGUCAACCAUCCCAGCGCUGAUCUUGCAAAGGCGAACUUCCUCGGACCCAAAAACCUACGGAUGAUUUCCGAAUGGACGUCGAAUCCAGCAGAUCCCUCCGUGGCCUGUGCGCAUGAGCUGUUUAGAAGGCGCGCUGAAUUGCAACCAGGAUCAUUGGCAAUCGACUCUUGGGAUUCUCAGAUGACGUAUGGAGAACUUGAUUCUCUGACAACCCGUCUUUCAUUCCUCUUAGUUGAAGCUGGGGUUAAUCCGGAUAUUAUCGUCCCACUCUGCUUUGAGAAAUCCGCGUGGUAUGUCGUUGCGAUGAUUGCCGUUCUAAAGGCAGGCGGCGCUUUUGUACCCCUAGACCCAGCCCAUCCACCAGCUCGACUUCAGGAGAUCGUCAGCCAAGUCAAUCCUCCCGUGAUUCUGACUUCCUCGAAAAAUAACUCACUCUUCACGCACGUUGACGUCAAUAAAAUCAUUAUCAAUGAUGACUUGGCAUCGCGACUUCCCACUCAGCCAUCGGAAGAUGACAGAGUAUCAAAUGUAACUCCCGAGAAUUUGGCCUACGUGAUUUUCACAUCUGGCAGCACUGGCAUGCCGAAAGGCACUAUGAUUGAGCACCAAUCCUUUUGCAGCGGUGCUUUGCGCCAAGGAGAGGCAGCACGGAUGAGUUCAAAUUCACGUAUCUUCCAAUUUGCAUCGUACGCGUUUGAUGUCAGCAUUCUUGAGAUACUCACUGGCUUGAUCUUUGGAGCAUGUAUCUGUGUGCCGGAUGACCAGCUGGAUCGCGCGGAUCUCGCUCGAUCAAUGAAUGAUUUCCGAGCUAAUUGGGCUUUCUUGACUCCGUCAGUUUUGAAAAUAAUAUCACCAGAGCAGCUGCCACUCUUAAAAACUCUUAUUGUCGGUGGUGAACCUAUGUCACAAUCGGAUAUAAGCACAUGGGCGGGCAAGCUCCAGUUGAUGAAUGGAUACGGACCCAGCGAAUGUUCCGUUGCUGCUGCUGCCAACACUGACUUGACACCGCAUUCAAGUCCCCAAAACAUUGGGAAAGCUAUAGGGGGUAAUUGCUGGAUUGUAGACCCCAAUAAUCACGACAUCCUUUUGCCUGUCGGCGCUGUUGGUGAACUCCUCAUCCAAGGUCCAAUAGUCGCUCGUGGGUACUUGAAUGAUCCAGCGAAGACGGCAAGCGUUUUUAUCACAAAUCCGGCUUGGUAUAUGCAUCGCAACAAUCACCUGUGGAACAGGUUCUACAAGACUGGUGAUCUAGUGCGUUACGAUGCAGAUGGUCUGCUUCAUUUCAUUGGCCGCAAAGAUCAUCAGGUCAAGCUCAAUGGUCAGCGCAUGGAACUAGGGGAAGUAGAGCAUCAUCUGUGGACGGAUAGUCACGUUCAAUACGGCAUAGCUUUGGUUCCAAAGUCUGGUGUCUGUAAAUCACGCUUAGUAGGCAUCGUCUCGCUUCAGAGCCAACUGUCUGCUACACCGACACAGGAAAGUCGCGAAUUUCAUCUGCUUAACAACGAACAGGUGACAACGGAACUUGACGACAUUUCCAAGCGCUUGGGUAAUCUUUUACCACCGUACAUGGUUCCAACCAUUUGGAUACCAUUGGAUCAUUUCCCUAUAACCUCAUCGGGAAAGCUUGACAGGAAAGCUGUUACAGAAUAUGUGACACACAUGAGCCUGGAAGCUUUCCAAUCUCUGAUGGGCAGUGUAGACAACAACAGCGACAGUAAGUCUCUUUCUCAAUCAGAGAAAUUUGUGCGCAAAAUAUGGUCAGAUAUUUUAAAAUUGUCUGAAGAUAAGAUCCACCAAAACAGUACGUUUCUGAGUCUGGGUGGUGACUCGAUUACGGCCAUGGCAGCGACAUCAGAGCUCCGGAAAUUUGGCACCAAGGUCACUAUUGCCGACAUUUUGAAACAUAAUCUAACCAAAGUGGCUGAUAUACUGGAAGAAUCAGCCAUUGCAGGAAUCUUUCAGGAUGGUGAUGUUGAUAAGAAGACACAAGAACUUCCAGUUUCGCCUUACCAAAGACUUCUACUCGACCGGUUGUUAGAAGGAGAUACGAACUUGCACCAUGUUACUUGGUUCAAGUUGGAGCAGAAGUCUCGCCUACGUCAAAUCAUCCAUGCCUUCGAUAGCAUUGUAUAUGCACAUCCAGCACUUGGCUCGCAUUUUUACAUGAAGGAUGAUCUCUGGCUACAGAGGUUUGUGAUUCACGAUGAGCUCGAUACUCCCUCUUACCACUUGAAUGUCAGCCACAUCAGUGGAUUGCAUGAGCUACAUGACACGCUUCAUCAUCGCCAGGCUACACUUGAUACUUUUGGACAUCCAAAUUUUCUAGUGGAUGUAUUUAUCGCCCAUGACGCCCAGUAUAUAUCAGUGGUCGCACAUGCGGCAGCAGUAGACUCGCACUCCUUGACUGUCAUCGUCAAUAGCCUGCGAGAUACUUUGAAAAGUCUUCCCGAUGAUCUUGGUGUGCAAACGGAACACGGCUCGAAACUUCGUCAAGAUUUCUUCGAUUCUUGGAACCACUUCCUGACAACCAACACAAGUGGACGAACAGUCUUCUUCGGAGCAAGUAACUCCAAAUCGACUGCGAGUACAUCAGCUGAAGUCUUUCCAUACGUUAGGAAAAGGUUCCAACUUGACGCGAGUCACAGCUGCCUUCUCAAGGGGUCAUGCAAUUUAGCAUUCGAUACCACUGAAGACGAGCUCCUCCUUACGGCGCUGAUUCUUUCAUAUGAGCAAACACUUAAGAGUCACGACCCAUCGAACACACCUGUGAUUCUAGUCGAAGAUGAGAGGAUUACCAGCUUAUCAAACCCAAAUACCAAAACUUAUAUUGGGCAGUUCUCUUCUACUCGACAGCUUAGAGUUCCUGUCGAACGUGACACGCUCAUGACACGUCAAUUCAUCCGAGAAAUAAAAGACAAAAUACGCCUCUCAGGGUCCUUUAGCAGUCAGACAGAGACAUUACACUCCCUGGAUAUCGUUUUCAAGUAUCUGGAUCGAAGUAAAGUUGAGGACUACCCCUUUGGUAGACCUCUAGAAACCGCAGACCUAAACGGAAGAUAUGAUUUUAUUGUCUCAACGCCACUAGAGGUUGCAGUUACAUUUUCAAACAAACAGUUCGAGGUCGUCAUCCUGUCUACAAAGGACCAAGAAUCCAAAUUAUCACUAUUCAGUGAUAAGUACCAGGAGAACCUUCUAAAGAUUAUUGAAAUCACGUCUUCCAACACCCAACGUGAAUUCACUCUGGCAGACCUACCUCUGCUGUCAUUGGAUUAUAAAGCGCUGGACAAGCUUAAUCACGAACAAUUAUCAAAGUUGGAGCUUGAUGUUGACGAUGUGGACGAUAUCUACCCCUGCUCGCCAAUGCAGAACGGUUUACUAAUGAGCCAGGCUCGACAUCGAGGAAGUUAUGACAUUUCCGUUGCUUGGGAGGUUUCUUCCAGUGCAGACAUCGGCUACAUUGACAUAGCUAAAUUAGAAUCUGCAUGGCGAACUGUCAUCAAUAUACAUCCUGCCCUAAGAACCAUAUUCAUCAGCGGAUUCGAUGGAAAAGAGGCAUUUUUGCAAGUCGUUCUGAAGAAACCUCGAAUUCAAACCUCGGUUGUAAGAGAGGUUGAUGCUGACAUUGAAUCCAUACUGAAUCAAAGCGUCGACUUGGAGUCACAGCCACUAACACCACCUCAUCGUUUUGCCAUCUAUGUCACAGAAGGCGGAAAAGUCUUUUGCCGAGUGGAUGCUAGCCACACAAUUAUAGAUGGCGUAUCAAAGUCUCUGAUACUGAAGGACUUGAAGCAGGCCUACGAUGGCGAACUUCUAUCCGGCUCUCCUGGUGUGAAAUAUAGCGACUUCAUACGAUAUAUAAAUACGAAUGACUCCCCCGCUAGCAUCUCAUUUUGGAAGAAGCACCUUUCCGGAAUCGAACCAUGUUACUUUCCUGUCUUGACAUCGGAGACAACUGCUCGUGAGCUUCGAGAUGUUUCGGUGGUGUUAGAGCCUUCAGUUGAGGCCAUCCAUAAUUUCUGCGCCUCGCAUAAUAUUACUGUUUCCAACCUUAUCCAGACAGUUUGGGCUCUUGUUCUUCGAUGCUUUGUUGGCCGCGAUGACGUGUGUUUCGGCUAUCUCGCAUCGGGCAGAGAUGCACCAGUUGACGGAAUUGUCGACAUGGUUGGGCCUACGAUCAGUGUUUUAAUUUGCAGAGCGGCUCUAGAUGAUUCAAGUACCAUCAAGGAUGCCCUAAGAACGUGUCAGAUGGAGCUUCUCGACUCUCUUUCACAUCAACACUGCUCACUUGCCGAGAUACAGCAUGCUCUCGAGCUUUCUGGUAUGGCCCUGUUUAAUACUGGAAUUUCCUUCCAGGCUAUCUCGGCGAUGGACAAAAGUAUCGAGACAGGUUCAAUCAACUUUCAAGAUAUUGUCGUGAGGGAGCCGACGGAGUAUAAUAUCGCCUUACACGUCACGGAUUCACCCAACAGCUUGGACAUCAAAUUCGCAUACUGGACAGACUGCCUCUCUCAGUCUCAAGCACAAUCAAUAUCGGGUACUUUCUCUUCCAUCUUGAGUAGCAUCAUAAGUGGACUAGACUCCAGGGUCGACCAGCUCAAUUAUGUGGGCGCACACGAUUUAUCACAAAUUGCUGCUUGGAAUGAAGAAGAAGUCGAGCACUCGAAUGUGACCAUUCCUGAUAUGAUAUAUCAGCAAAUUUCGAAGGCACCAAAUGAUGUUGCAAUACAAUCUACAAGCGUUACUCUAACGUACGAGAUGCUUGGUAAGAUGGCUUCAGAUUUGUCCAAACAACUGGUCCAAGCUGGCAUUGGCGCCGGCCAUUUUGUACCUCUAGCAUUCGAGAAAUCAGUGUGGGCUAUUGUAUCGAUGGUUGCUGUUCUGGCCACCGGGGCUGCAUUCGUCCCUAUUGAUCCUGCAACGCCAAUCGAACGAUUUCGUGAAGUUAUCGACCAAACUGGUGCCAAGUUUCUUCUUACAUCCUCAAAGUAUGCUCAUAAGCUGAAGGAAUUGGGACAGACCACCAUUAUCGUGAAUGAAAUUACUUUGAAAGCUGGAGAUAAAAUCACAAUUUCGCAAGAAGAGCUGGAUCGUGUGCGUCCGAGCCCUCACGACGACGCGUACGUUAUCUUCACUUCGGGUAGUACAGGAAAACCCAAAGGAUGUGUCGUACAACAUUCCGCCUUCUGUUCUGGCGCGCUGGUUCAAGGCAGGCUUGCCUCACUCAGCCCUGCGUCCCGCGUACUUCAAUUUGCUUCCUACAGCUUUGAUGUCAGUCUCCUAGAAAUUAUGACAUCUUUGAUGUUCGGAGCAUGCAUUUGUGUGCCAGAUGAGAAUUUGAGCAAGGAUAUCAAGCGCUGCAUUAACCAAUUUUCGAUAAAUUGGACUUUCUUGACGCCUUCCGUGCUUAAACUUCUCGAUCCAGCAGACGUUCCAUCUCUGAAGACCUUGAUCCUUGGUGGAGAGCCAUUAUCUAAAGGCGACAUUCUGAAAUGGGCCGACAAGGUGCAGUUAUAUAACGGAUAUGGGCCCAGUGAAUGCUCCGUGGCUGCCGCAGCAAAUCCGAAAUUGGAUCCCAACACUGAUCCUGCCAAUAUUGGACGAGCCAUAGGUGGCGUUCUAUGGGUUGUUGAUUCCAAGCAGCCGUCUAAGCUCCUGCCUAUUGGAGCUGUUGGCGAGUUAUUAAUUUCGGGUCCUAUCCUAGCCAGAGGAUAUUUGAAUGCGCCUGACAAGACAGCGGCAGCUUUCGUUGAGCAGCCAAGUUUCAUCUCCUCUUCAGCCGGAAAGGAACGGUUCUAUCGAAGUGGUGAUCUUGUACGCUAUAACACGGAUGGUACAAUCCAUUUCAUUGGGCGAUCCGAUGGCCAGGUGAAGAUCAGAGGUCAGCGUGUCGAGCUGGGAGAAAUCGAGUACAACAUCGAACGAGAUGAAAAUAUUCAGCAUGCUCUCACGCUACUGCCUUCCCGAGGCCCCUUCAGAAAGCAGCUACUGGCUGUCGUUUCAUUCAAGGAUCUUCGGUACUCAACAUCAAGUACUAACGACAUAUGUCUCAUACCGGAGGAGCACAGACUAGAGGCAAUGGAAGUGACCACAAGGAUUUCGGACACGAUAUCCUCUGUUCUCCCCAUAUACAUGGUCCCCGCCUUGUGGGUAGCGGUCAACAGAAUGCCAAUGUUACCGUCCGGAAAAUUGGAUCGCAAAAAAGUCAGAGCAUGGAUCGAGAGCCUGGACGACUCAACCUACGAGCAAAUCGCCAAUAUGGGCUCUCAAGCUGUAGGCAGGAGCCCAAGUACGCCUAUGGAGAACCUUCUUAGAGCAAUUUGGGCCAACGUUCUCAAUCGACCAGAAGAGCAAAUCAGUAUGGAGAGAUCGUUCCAGAGCUUAGGUGGCGAUUCUAUUUCCGCAAUGCAGGUCAUGUCCAAGUGUCGCAAUGCCAAGGUAUCCUUGAGCGUCAAAGAUAUACUUCAAUGUCCUACAAUUGAGCAGCUCGCCCUGCGAGCACAACCCUUGGAUAAGGAUGUGGAUUCUACUGAAGAACUCGGCAUGACUCCAUUCAAUCUGUCCCCUCAGCAGACUUGGGAAUUUGGUCUAAAGGCUACCUGUGAUCUCAAUCGAUACAACACAACGUUUCUCUUAUCCGUUCACAGUGACCUUGAUAUCUUACCAUAUCUCGAUGCCACAGUAGAACGCCAUCCCAUGCUACGAGCUCGUUUCACCCGCGAUGAUACAGGUCACUGGGUCCAGUACAUUCCACUGGAUCGUUCCAACAGCUAUCUAUAUCAGACUCUGGAGGUCCCUGACAUGGAAUCCAUUAAGCCAUUUAUCGCUCCGAAUCAACCUGGAUUCGAUUUGCAGCAAGGUCCUCUGUUCCGUGCAAUAACUUUCCAACUUCCAGAUAAGAAGCGUUUCGUAGCUUUGACCGUUCACCACAUGGUCAUUGAUACAGUGUCAUGGAGGAUACUCUUGCAAUCCCUGGAGCAGGGCCUUGCAGGCGAAGAUAUUUCAUCUGGGCCGUCCGACUCGUUUGCUCUCUGGUGUCGACUGUUGAAGGAACGCGCAGAGAAGGAGUGGACGCCCGAGACCGUUUUGCCAUUCCAAGUCCCAACACCAAUGUACGACUAUUGGGGAAUGGCCGAAUCAAAAAAUUUGUUUGAAACGGAGGUCAUCGAAGAAUUUACACUUGACUCGAAGGUUACAGCCUUGUUGAUGGGUAAAUGCAAUGAGCAAUUCAGGACCAAGCCACUGGACAUAUUUCUGGCUGCACUUUCCUACGCGUUCAGCUCAACUUUCUCUGAUCGCCCCUUACCAGCUUUCUUUGUGUACAGCCACGGGCGUGAUGAGUUUGGGGGCAACCUAGACAUCUCUAACACAAUUGGAUGGUUCACCGCAUCAACUCCUGUUGUCGUUUCGCCGUCGAACAACAUAGUUGAGAGUCUCCAAGCUGUGCGAGACGUACGCGCCAGUGUCCCCGGUAACGGCGUCCCAUAUUGGGCAAGUCGCUGGCUUUCCGAGGCGGGAAAUGCGGCCUUUGCACACCACAGUCCGUUUGAAUUCUCGAUGAACUAUUUGGGACAGUACCAACAGCUAGAACGAGACGACUCACUUUUGCGCUAUGUCGAUCUGGAAAAGCCCAAGGCUCAAGGCUCUGGCUCGCGGCUGAUUCGCACUGCUCUGGUAGAGACACAGGCCAUCGUCAUUGCAGACUCACUUCAGGUAAAAUUUGUUUACAACAGUUUGAUGGAACGCCAGGCUCAAUUACGAGAAUGGCAAGAAAAUGUGAAGAAGGGAUUGUUGGAAAUUGCGCAACGCCUCGGCGAGAGCAAGUAG
Talaromyces stipitatus ATCC 10500 is the source of this 8412-nucleotide messenger RNA. Its product is annotated as nonribosomal peptide synthase, putative. Gene Ontology annotation, molecular function: catalytic activity; phosphopantetheine binding. The record is from RefSeq and is a predicted model, not a curated record. The coding region runs from base 1 to 8412 and encodes 2803 amino acids. The transcript has 3 exons. Lineage: Eukaryota; Fungi; Ascomycota; Eurotiomycetes; Eurotiales; Trichocomaceae. Gene Ontology annotation, biological process: secondary metabolite biosynthetic process; amino acid activation for nonribosomal peptide biosynthetic process. Gene Ontology annotation, cellular component: cytoplasm.